AUGGUUGGAAGCCCGAGAGUCAGCCCCAAAAAUUUCCUGGGUGGGGGGGCUCGCAGGGAGUAUGGCUACGCCAGUGUUGGUCACGACCUGAAUUGGUUGUCCUUUUUCCCAGGAGUGAGUCCUAUACAUAAUGGCCAAGUCUGCAGUACGUGGGGUAACUACCACUUCAAGACCUUUGACGGAGACAUCUUUCAGCUCCCCUCCACCUGCAACUAUGUUGUGACCUCACUGUGCCAUAGCAGUUAUGAGGAUUUCAACAUCCAGAUGAGGCGGCAGGUGGUGGACAACCAGCCCACCAUUAGCAAGAUCACCAUGAAGCUGGAUGGCACAGUGGUGGAGCUUUCCAAGGGUUCCAUUGUUGUUAAUGGGAAUAAUGCCACCUUACCAUUCAGCCAGUCUGGUAUUCUCAUUGAAGAGACUCCCUCCUACAUCAAGAUCAAAGCAAAACUGGGAUUGGUAGCCAUAUGGAACCAGGAUGAUUCCUUCUUGGUGGAGAUGGACAUCAAAUUCAGAAAUAAGACCUGUGGUCUAUGUGGAGAUUUUAAUGCAAUUCAGCAAUUUGAUGAGUUCUAUAGCCAUGGUAUGAAAUUGUCCGCUGUCGACUUCGGAAACUUCUGGAAAUUGGAUGGUCCCACUGAAAGCUGUACUGAAAACAUAUUGCCUUCAAAUCAGAAAUGCCCCAAUCUGAAACCAGUUUGUGAGCAGUUGCUCUCCGGUCCUGCCUUCAGCAGCUGUAAGGACUUGUUGGCCAUCGACUCAUUUGUUGAGGCCUGUGUAUCUGACCUGUGCCACUGUGAUAACAGCACCAACUCCUUCUGCCUGUGCAACACUAUCUCAGAGUACUCCCGUCAGUGUGUUCACGCAGGGGGGAAGCCCAAACAAUGGAGGACUGAACAGUUCUGCUAUAAGACAUGCCCCUUCAACAUGGAGUACCAGGAGUGUGGAAACCCCUGUGUUGACACCUGCUCCAACCCUGAGAGAGGCCAGCUGUGUGAGGAACACUGCUCAGAUGGCUGCUUUUGUCCUCCAGGAACCGUUUUUGAUGACGUCAACAAGAAUGGUUGUAUCGCCUUGAGUCAAUGCUCCUGCCGCCACAAUGGAAAAACCUACGCACCCGGAGAGUCUUAUUCAAGCACUUGUAAAGAUUGUUCUUGUGCUGGUGGUCAGUGGAAGUGUGUGGACAAGGACUGUCCUGGCACCUGUGCUGUGGAGGGAGGAUCCCACAUCAACACCUACGAUGGAAAAACCUACACCUUCCAUGGGGACUGCUCUUAUGUUCUGACCAAGGACUGUGAUGGGAUGCAAUUCACUGUACUGGGUGAUCUGGUGCAGUGUGGGCUUUCUGACAGUGAGACUUGUCUAAAGGCUGUUACCCUGUCCCUCUCAGAAGGAGCCACUGUGAUCAACAUACAACCCAAUGGAAAAGCCUUUGUAAAUGGAAUCUAUUCUCAGCUGCCCUUUUCUGCUGCUGGAGUAACUAUUUUCAGAGCCUCCUCAUUUUUCAUCAUUGUCCAGACCACCUUUGGCCUCCAGUUGGAAAUCCAACUCUCACCAAUCAUGCAGGUCUAUAUUGCUGCAAGCACCGUUUGGCAGCAGAGAACUUGCGGUCUUUGUGGAAACUUCAACAACAACCAAGGAGAUGAUUUCAAGGUCCUGAGUGGAGUGACUGAGGGCACAGCCAUUGGUUUUGCAAACACCUGGAAAACACGAGCCAGCUGCCCAGACAUCAAGAGUAGCUUUGAAAGCCCCUGCAGUUUAAGUCUUGACAAUGAGAAAUAUGCCCAGCACUGGUGCUCUCAGCUGGCUGAUCCUAAAGGGUUGUUUGCUAAAUGCCACACAGCAAUAAGCCCAGACAUGUACAAAGAAAACUGCAUGUAUGACAGCUGUAACUGUGAGAAGAGUGAGGACUGCAUGUGUGCUGCCGUCUCCUCUUAUGUCCACGCUUGUGCUGCCGAGGGUAUUCAGCUCAGCGGCUGGAGAGACACAAUCUGCAACAAAUACUCCACCUCGUGCCCUAGCACCAUGGUCUACAGCUACAGCAUAAAAAGCAGUGAUCGCUCCUGCCGCUGCUACAGCGACUCUGACUUUACCUGUUCAAUCACCUUUGAGCCUGUGGAUGGGUGUGUCUGUUCUGAGGGUUCCUACCUGGAUGAUGAGGGCAAGUGUGUUCCACCAGCCAGCUGCCCUUGUUAUUACAAGGGCUCAGUGGUGUCCCCUGGAGAGGUCAUCAGCAAGGAUGGAACCAUGUGCACCUGCAAGGAGGGAAAACUCCGUUGCAUUGGAUAUUCACCCGAUCAGCCAUCAUGUGUUGCACCAAUGGUUUUCUUCAACUGCUCCAAUGCAAGCCCAGGAGUGAGAGGGUUAGAGUGUCAGAAGAGCUGCAACAUUCUGGAUAUGGCCUGUAUCAGCACAGAGUGCAUAUCAGGCUGUAUGUGUCCCUCUGGACUGGUAUCCGAUGGAAAAGGAGGAUGCAUCAAGCCAGACCUUUGUCCUUGUUCUCACAAUGGAGCAACUUACCAACCAGGAGACAGAAUCAAGGUCGACUGCAAUACCUGCACUUGUAAAGACAGAAAAUGGCAGUGCACAACUAACCUGUGCCAUGGAACCUGUGCCAUUUAUGGAGAUGGACACUACAUUACUUUUGAUGGGAAACGAUUCACUUUCGAAGGUGACUGUGAAUACACACUUACAAAGGACUACUGUGGUAGCAACAAUGCCAACGGCAGCUUCAGAGUCAUCACUGAGAACAUCCCUUGUGGAACGACAGGCACCACCUGCUCCAAGGCCAUUAAGCUCUUCCUGGGGAACAAUGAACUAAUUCUGACAGAAGGGAACUACCAAGUCGUUGAGAGAAAUACAGGGGAGGCGGUUCCUUACCAGAUUCGCACAAUGGGCAUCUACCUUGUGAUUGAAGCCAAUAAUGGGUUGAUUCUCAUGUGGGACAGGAAAACAAGCAUGUUCAUCAAACUGAACCCACAGUUCAAGGGACAUGUCUGUGGUCUGUGUGGAAACUAUGAUGGCAAUGCAAACAAUGACUUCACUACCAGGAGCCAGGCAGUAGUUGUCAACCCUCUAGACUUUGGAAACAGCUGGAAAGUCUCUGCAAGCUGCCCCGAUGCAAAGAACAAAAGGAGCCCCUGUACUGCCAACCCUUACAGGCAGUCUUGGUCACAGAAGCAGUGCAGCAUCAUACAGAGCAAAGUUUUCACAGACUGCCAUUCUAAAGUGGACCCCUCUCCUUUCUACGAUGCUUGUGUGACAGACUCGUGUGCUUGCGACAGUGGUGGAGACUGUGAGUGUUUCUGUACCGCUGUGGCAGCUUAUGCAGAGGCCUGUAAUGAGGCUGGAGCCUGCAUAGCCUGGAGAAGCCCACAAAUCUGCCCACUGUUCUGUGAUUACUACAACCCCCCUGGAGAAUGUGAGUGGCACUACAAGGCCUGUGGAGCUCAGUGUAUGAAGACCUGCAGGAAUCCCUCCGGGAGCUGCUCAACUCAGAUACCACCUCUUGAAGGUUGUUAUCCAAAAUGUCCUCCUGCUCAACCCUUCUUUGAUGAAGAUAUAAUGAAGUGUGUGGAGAAGGAGCAGUGUGGCUGCUAUGGCAGAGAUGGAAAACACUACAAUAAUGGAGAAAAAGUACCGACCACAGAAAACUGUCAGACAUGGUAUGCCUUUAGUAAUGCAGAGAAUCUUGGUCUUGGCUAA
Messenger RNA from Oncorhynchus masou masou (cherry salmon), 3702 nucleotides. Its product is annotated as mucin-5B-like. Lineage: Eukaryota; Metazoa; Chordata; Actinopteri; Salmoniformes; Salmonidae. Bases 1 to 3702 code for a protein of 1233 amino acids. Gene Ontology annotation, molecular function: protein binding. The transcript has 27 exons. Gene Ontology annotation, cellular component: extracellular matrix. The record is from RefSeq and is a predicted model, not a curated record.